AUGGCCUCGGCAUCAGAAGAAACCAGAGAACACUCCCUGGAAGCUCACACAGCUCUUCUAGAAUGGGUUUGCAGCCAUGGAGGGCACUUGAAUGAAAGCGUGUGCAUAGCCCAAGACGCCCAGCGUGGCGUACAUGUCCAAGUGAAAGCCGACUGGCCCACGGCAGUCCCAAAGGAGACACGGGUAAUCAAUGCACCGCUAGGCGUGACAAUGUCCUACUAUAAUGCAGUAGACUACAGCUCUACGAAAGGAUCGUUCUCUUCGCACGGCGUGAAACUCCCACAGGCGUUCAUCGAGGCCGCGGGACUAGCAGAAACGAUGACUUUUUUUCUGAUGGCCCACUUCCUGCGUGGAGAGCAGAGCUUUUGGUACCCGUAUCUUCGGACUUUGCCACAACCCGGGCAGAUGACAACGCCGAUGUUCUUUGGAGAAGAGGAUGUGGAUUGGCUGCAAGGAACGGGCAUUCCGGAUGCAUCGGUGCAGAGGUAUCUGGAUUGGGACAAGCAGUAUGAUCUUUCAAUCGAGAAGCUGGAAAAGGCGGGAUUCGAGGGAUCUGAGGCGUUUACUUGGGACCUGUAUCUCUGGGCAUGGACUAUCCUGACAUCUCGCGCAUUCUCCGCAAAAGUGCUAUCAAAUGCCGUAGAGGACUCUGAUCUCCCGGAAGAGGGAAUUUCAGUGCUCUUGCCGCUCAUUGACCUACCCAAUCAUCGGCCCCUGGCGAAGGUGGAGUGGAGAGCAGGUGAAGAGGACGUUGGUAUGAUUGUGCUGGAAGACGUUUCGCCAGGUCAGGAGAUCUCGAAUAAUUACGGUCCUCGAAACAACGAGCAAUUGCUCAUGAACUACGGAUUCUGCAUUCCCAAUAAUCCAACAGACUACCGCAUUGUAAAGCUGGGCGUUGCAUCAGACAGUGCUCUCGGUCAGGCGAAAGCCCGCCGUCUCCAGAUGUUCCCCGAGCAAACUGCCAAUACUGACGACCAUUACUACAUUUUCAAUGUGUUCUACCCACUCCUGACACCUCAAGGUCCUAUGGAGCAUACGAUCAUCUCGCCGGCUCUGUUUAAUGCCCUUACAAUCAUGGAAGCAAAUGAUCGAGAGCGCAAGGAUAUUCAGAUCGAAGAAUCAGGCAUCUCUAUCCAAAGAAAGUACGGUAACAGCCGUAGUACGCUAGCGGCACUUUCUCAGACCUGCCUUGAGCUCAUUGCGCACAUUCUCCAACUGCAAGAAAGCGCUCAGAACUUACCAUCAGAGCCGGCAAACCUCAAACAAAUAUUUGCGAAGAUCUACCGGGAAUGUCAGAUGACAUUGGACAAGACUGCAUUGAUCAUCACAUCCUGGACUCUGGCUCGGGCGCGUGAGCACGAGCGCGACGAGAGCUGGGAGGGCAUCAAGAGCCUAUUGAACGAGCACAUGUCGAAAAUUCCAUCCGGAUCUUUGUCUGAUGAUAUUGUAUCUCGGACAAAGGUGCGUAUUCUCGAACGGCAAUCUCUUAUCCCGAAAAACGGCGAACUAUUUCGACUCUCAGAGCUCUUCCGUCUCUUGCCAAAAGACCUGCAGGUACCAAGUCAGAAGUACUUCAUAGGUCGUGUUGCGAAUGGGCCCUGGGCUACAGACCCACAAGUCAUGUUUGCGCUUGCGAUUAACUUCUUGGUUGCAACUGCUACGUCUGAUGACCAGGAGUUACGGCCGUUGCUGUCCCCACGGUUGAUUCGAUGGGUGGAGCUUUUGGUCAAUGAAUACCCAUUACCCGUUAAAGGUGCAAAUGAAUCUGUCUCGGCUGCUCAGCAACUUCUCCAAGCUCUUUCCAAAGACCGAGAUGGAUUUCUGCAAUUGGCUGAACAGGAUAGUGUCACCUGGUUACCGUCGGCUAGCAAAUGGUUGUCUCCGGAAUGGCUACAGUGGGCGUGCAUUGUGGGUGAUGCCGAGAGGGUGUUGAUUCCCGUUGAACCACUACAGGUGCUAGUAACGGAGGAACCGACAAUGGCGAAGCAGGCUGUGUUAUAUGUACCGCAGUUAUAG
Molecule: messenger RNA, 2016 nt
Organism: Penicillium odoratum
Lineage: Eukaryota; Fungi; Ascomycota; Eurotiomycetes; Eurotiales; Aspergillaceae
Product: SET domain protein
Exons: 4
Coding region: 1-2016 (671 amino acids)
Biological process (GO): peptidyl-lysine monomethylation
Molecular function (GO): protein-lysine N-methyltransferase activity; protein binding
Source: RefSeq, a predicted model, not a curated record